Colletotrichum higginsianum IMI 349063 is the source of this 1569-nucleotide messenger RNA. RefSeq names its product Lactose permease. The coding region runs from base 1 to 1569 and encodes 522 amino acids. Gene Ontology annotation, biological process: carbohydrate transport; transmembrane transport. The transcript has 6 exons. The record is from RefSeq and is a predicted model, not a curated record. Gene Ontology annotation, cellular component: membrane. Lineage: Eukaryota; Fungi; Ascomycota; Sordariomycetes; Glomerellales; Glomerellaceae. Gene Ontology annotation, molecular function: carbohydrate:proton symporter activity.
AUGGGCGUAUUUGGGAAGAAGAAAGAGGCCGAAACGGUCUUUGGGCCAGCACUAGCAGCUGUUCUUCCGGCCCAUCCAAAGCCAUGGUACUUGACGCCUCAUCUGUUGAAGCUCAACCUGCUUCUGCUGGUACCGCUGUUGUCAUCGGCGUCGGUCGGCUAUGAUGGAUCGAUGAUGAAUGGGUUACAGACUCUGCCACAAUGGCGUCAGUUCUUUGGGAACCCCGAGGGCGCAAUUCUUGGCCUCAUGAACGCCGUCUACCCGCUCGGCAAGGUCGUCGCCCUGUUUGUCGUCACGUACGUUGGUGAUCGGUGGGGUCGCAAGCUGCCACUCUCCAUCGGGCUCGUGGCAUGCAUUGCCUUUGCCGUUCUUCAGGGCCUCGCACAGGGAUUGCCGAGCUUCGUGACAGCAAGGGCACUGCUGGGCUUCUUCACAACCUUCAUCAGUCAGCCAAGUCCCAUCAUUAUCACCGAGCUCGCAUACCCCACGCAGCGAGGCAAGGUGACUGCCCUGUACAAUACCUUUUUUUACUUUGGGUCUAUCUUCGCCGCUUGGUGUACCUUUGGAACAUUCAAGAUUGCCUCCACCUGGAGCUGGCGAAUUCCAUCUCUUCUUCAAGGUGCCGUUCCCUUGUUUCAGUUGCUUGGGCUUUACUUUCUUCCUGAGUCCCCUCGUUGGCUCAUGCGCCGUGGACGCAAGGAAGAGGCACGCAGAAUUUUCGCCAACUAUCAUGCUGGCGGCGACCUCAAUGACCCCUUGGUCGAGUUCGAGAUGCGUGAAGUAGAGCUUACUCUCGGCGAAGAGGCAGAGGCUUUGUCCCAAUCCUCCUGGCUCGAGCUUGUCCGAACACCAGCCAACCGCAAGCGUACGCUUAUUGCCGUAAUCUUGGGCUUCUUUUCACAGUGGAAUGGUGUGGCAGUAGUGUCAUAUUACCUGACGCUUGUGCUCAACACCAUUGGCAUCACCGAAGUCAAGGACCAAACGCUGAUCAACGGAUUGCUCCAAAUUUUUAAUUGGAUCAUCUCUACCUGCCUCGGAGCGUUAAUGGUGGAUCGACUUGGCCGACGACCCCUGUUCCUGAUAUCGACUGCGGGCAUGCUUGCCAGCUACAUCGCUUGGACCGGCCUGACGUCCCAUUUUGUCGCCAGUCGUGAUGAGGCUACUGGAAGAGCAGUUGUCGCCUUCAUCUUUAUCUUUUACUUCUUCUACGAUAUUGCGUGGACGCCUCUCCUUCAAGCGUAUCCCGUCGAGAUUUUCCCCUACACUCUUCGUGGGCGUGGGCUCUCCAUCACCUAUGUUUCUGCCUUCACUGGUCUCAUCAUUGGUAACCAGGUUAAUCCGAUAGCGAUGAAAUCAAUUGCGUGGAAGUACUACAUCGUCUUCUGCUGCAUUCUAGGUGCCCUGUUUGGUCUGAUUUGGUUUCUGUUUCCCGAAACUAAAGGCCACACCCUGGAAGAAAUUCGCGAAGUAUUCGAGGGCAAGCCCGUCGGUAAGACUGUUGAUAUUGAGGGAGGCGAUGACGAGGACGGAAAGAAGGACGGAAAUGUGAAGCAAAUCGAGUUGGCUUGA